UUUGAAUAUCAAUUUGAAUUUGAAUUUCUUUAGGGUCGGAUGGUAAAUAUCUGGAUGUCACCUGCGGUCACACUUAAGAAGUAGUUUUGUAAACAAAACAAAAUGGAUUGCGUUUUAGACGAGGAGUUGCUGGCCAACAUAAAAUGUAGUGACCAGGAGGACGAAGACGAAGAUGACGAGAAGAUGCGGUUGGAGGAGCAGCAGCCGCCGGCGGGCUGCACAGCACUAGGUACCUCCUUCAACGGGGAGGACACCGAUCCGCUCCAGGAUACCGCGGCCACCUGCAAUUUUCACUGGAUCUUCGAGGACAGUGAUGUCCUAAUUAACGAGGACCAACUGGCGGACAUGGUGCUGAAGAAGGAGGAGUCGUUCCGGCCAGCUGCCCCAAAGCGAGGGCGGGGUCGUCCACCCAGCCAUCUCGGCAACUACACAUCUUCCAGUGGUCAAAUAUGGAGCGCGACCAGGGAUCCUCAGGUGUCUGAAGAGGGCCUCCCAGUCCUGGGGCAACGCGCCUGUGGCAAAGGUCCUGCCCGCACAGUUUCCAAUGCAGUGGAGGCCUGGAUGCUCCUUUUUGACGAUGAAAUGCUACGAUCUCUGCUUCGCCAUGUCAACGAACAGAUGCGCAAGCGGAGGACGCCCACGACAGUCCAGAGACCCCUGGACAUCGUGGAGCUGCGGGCAUACCUGGGCUUGAGCUAUCUUUGCGGGGUGUUCCGCAAUGCCCGAUACAGUGGACCUCUGGAGGAGCUGUGGACCCUGGAACUGGGCAACGCCAUAUUCCGGGCAUCCAUGACCCUGGCACGAUUCGAAAGUAUCUCCGAGUGCCUGGCGGGGAACUGCGGCUGGGCCGAGGGGCAGAAAUUGUGGCAACGACUCCUCAUCAACUGCCGAUCCUACUACGGCUGCAGCAGUUGGUUGUCCGUGGAUGAGUCGCCCUGCUCGGUGGCCAAGUCGCGAAUGACGCUUUGCUGCGAUGCCCGAACGCUGUACAUGGCCAAUGCCGUGGUCAGCAGGAACCAGAGAUGCGCGGAAAAGGAUGUGGAGCAGUUGAUCUGCGAUUUCAAGACCACUGGGAGAAAUGUGACUCUGGGGGCGCGACAUCUGAACCUGACACAGUCCGAGCAACUGAUUCAGCGCCAAAUCAGCUCGUUGGGACUGAUGGAGAACACUUCGCCAGAUUGGCCGCGUCAAUGGCCCACUGAUUCAAACGUGUUUAGCGGCUCCUCCAAGCUCAUUCCCCUCGUCGGCGAGGCAGUUUUCUGCUGCGGUCUCAGCUCCCAAGUGGAUGCUAUCCAGGCUUAUCAGCAAACCUCACAUGCCUGCCAACAGUUCCACGAACUCUCGCAACGCUUCAGCACGGCCCACGCGACGCCCGGUUCCCUAAGGAAACAGGUAAAUCCCUUUCUGCAACUACUCCACUUUGUCCUCAAUGCGGCGGCUGUUAAUUCCUGGAUCCUGCUGCGACUUUCACCCAAAGGCGAUGCGGCGAUGGAGCAGCGUGACUUUCAGCGACAGCUAGGGCUCUUCCUCACCCAACAAAGGCUGCAGCGACGGCUUCAGCGCCGAUCCACCAGCACAUCGCUGGUUAUGCGGCUGCAGAUCUGCGAGAUUCUGGGCCAAUCCAGUCAGCGGCUACUCAGCGAGGCGACCGGCGAUGCCAAACUUACCCACAGCGUUGGUGUUCUGACGCCGGAGAAGAUGAGCCUGCCGUUGGGCGUCAACCUGGCCAGUCGCUAUGGCGAGAAGCACCGGAGGUGCAAGCCCUGCGCUCGGAACAAGCGGGGCACAAAAUCCCGGACGCGGUGUCAACAGUGCAUGCAACACCGAUGCGGCAACCACCUCAUAUCCCGCUGCUAUGAGUGCGUGGGCAUCCUGCCCGGUCAACUGCCCGAGGGUAACAUGCGGGAAGAAGACUGCACUUGAACGUGGACAUUAAAUAACAUUUAUUGAA
Molecule: messenger RNA, 1951 nt
Organism: Drosophila rhopaloa
Lineage: Eukaryota; Metazoa; Arthropoda; Insecta; Diptera; Drosophilidae
Exons: 1
Coding region: 103-1923 (606 amino acids)
Source: RefSeq, a predicted model, not a curated record